Molecule: messenger RNA, 7317 nt
Organism: Durio zibethinus
Lineage: Eukaryota; Viridiplantae; Streptophyta; Magnoliopsida; Malvales; Malvaceae
Source: RefSeq, a predicted model, not a curated record
AUUUGCAAACAUUGGAUAUUCAUAUUGGUUCACAAAGAGGAGGCUUAAAAAGAAGUUAAGCAAAUGAACUUUCAAUAUUUAGGAAUACCUCGUUGUGUAUUCUAUAAGAAUACCUCCUCAUAGAAAAAAUGGGUUAAUUGCUGCUAUUAAUACUUUUUAUUUGAAAAAAAAAAUGAAACUCGCCUCUUUAAGCAAGAGAUACAUGCACCUAUCGUUGAGCGAAAUGUUUGAGUGCAUAUGCAUAUAAGAUGUUAUGAUGUGUUGUAAAUUGUAAGGGACAUGCUGUUACUGCCUUCAACAUCAAAGGAUAUAAUUUCUGAGAAGACUAGAUUCUGGAACUGUUUAUUUGUUCCUUAUUCUUCUGUGGAAUGGAUUAGAACUAUCUUUGUUGCUAGUGAACAAGUGUUAAGAGCAGCAUUAAUUUAAACAUGGAAGGGGAGAACCUAGUAGUAGUAAGUACUGAAAUCCCAGUGAAGGAAGCUGUUGGGGACACUGAAACUGUUGCCAAGCCUGUUAAGGCCUCAAAUGGAGACUUGCCGCAAGUAGAAAAGGAAGGAAAGAAAGUAGAAGAAGAAGAAGAAACCACCUUGGAUGGGGAGUUCAUUAAAGUAGAAAAGGAAGCAUUAGAUGUGAAGGAUGGUUCUAAUGUGGCUAAUCCCACAUCCGUGCGGGAUAAUGAAUCAACCUUCAUGGAAAGAAGCUUAAGCAAUUCAAGUAGAGAACUGCUUGAAGCCCAAGAAAAGUUGAAAGAACUCGAGCUUGAAUUGGAAAAAGUGACUGGAGCAUUAAAGCACUCUGAAUCAGAAAAUAGCAGAUUGAAGGACGAAGUUUUGCUUGCAAAGGAGAAGUUGGAUGAAGGGGGAAAGAAGUAUGAUGAACUUGAUCUCAAUCACAAGAAAUUGCAAGAGCAGAUCAUUGAAGCUGAGCAGAGAUACAAUUUACAGCUAACCCAUAUGCAAGAGGCUCUGCAAACUCAAGAGGCAAAACAGAAGGAACUCACUGAACUAAAGGAAGCAUUUGAUGGUCUCAACAUUGAGAUUGAAAACUCAAGAAAGAGGAUGCAAGAGUUGGAAAAGGAUCUGCACAGUUCUGCAGAAGAGGCACGGAAGUUUGAAGAACUGCACAAAAAAAGUGGUUCACAUGCUGAGUCUGAGGCACAGAGGGCUCUGGAGUUUGAGAGAUUGCUUGAAACUGCAAAACUUAGUGCAAGAGAAAUGGAAGAUCAGAUGGCCUCCCUGAAGGAAGAAGUCAAGGGCCUGCAUGAGAACGUUGCUGAAAAUCAGAAGGUCAAUGAAGCACUUCAAAGCACAAUAACUGAACUUUCUGCUGCUCGGGAGGAGUUGGCACUUUCUAAAUCACUAGUGUUGGAUUUGGAGCUAAGACUUAGUUCAAAAGAAGCUCUUAUUAAUGGACUGACUGAAAAGUUGGACCUGAAAGGGGCUUCAGAAUCCAAGGUGAAGGAAGAUUUCUCAACUCUUGAGAAUAUUUUCACUGCAACUAAAGAAGAUCUUCAAGCAAAGGUUUCUGAGUUGGAAGAUAUGAAGCUGAAACUGGACGAGGAAGUGAAAGCAAGGGAAUUGGUUGAAGCUGGGCUGAAGGCCCAACAAGAACAACUCUCGAUUGUACAGGAAGAAUUAAGUAAAGUACUAAAAGAUAAAGAAGAUCAGAUGGCCUCCCUGAAAGAAGAACUCAAGGGCCUGUAUGAGAAGGUUGCUGAAAAUCAGAAGCUCGAUGAAGCACUUCGAAGCACAGUAGCUGAACUUUCUGCUGCUCAAGAGGAGUUGGCACUUUCUAAGUCACUAGUGUUGGAUUCGGAGCAAAGGCUUAAUUCAAAAGAAGCUCUUAUUAAUGAACUGACUGAAGAGUUGAACCUGCAAAAGGCUUCAGAAUCCAAGGUGAAGGAAGAUAUCUCAACUCUUGAGAAUAUUUUUACUGCAACUAAAGAAGAUCUUCAAGCAAAGGUUUCUGAGUUGGAAGAUAUGAAGCUGAAACUGGACGAGCAAGUGAAAGCAAGGGAAUUGGUUGAAGCUGGGCUGAAGGCCCAACAAGAACAGGUCUCGAUUGUACAGGAAGAAUUAAGUAAAGUACUAAAGGAAAAAGAAGAUCAGAUGGCCUCCCUGAAGGAAGAAGUGAAGGGCCUGAAUGAGAAGGUUGCUGAAAAUCAGAAGGUCGAUGAAGUACUUCAAAGCACAAUAGCUGAACUUUCUGCUGCUCGGGAGGAGUUGGCACUUUCUAAAUCACUAGUAUUGGAUUGGGAGCAAAGGCUUAAUUCAAAAGAAGCUCUUAUUAAUGAACUGACUGAAGAGUUGGACCUAAAAAGGGCUUCAGAAUCCAAGGUGAAGGAAGAUAUCUCAACUCUCGAGAAUAUUUUUACUGCAACUAAAGAAGAUCUUCAAGCAAAGGUUUCUGAGUUGGAAGAUAUGAAGCUGAAACUGGACGAGGAAGUGAAAGCAAGGGAAUUGGUUGAAGCUGGGCUGAAGGCCCAACAAGAACAGGUCUCGAUUGUACAGGAAGAAUCAAGUAAAGUACUAAAGGAAAAAGAAGAUCAGAUGGCCUCCCUGAAGGAAGAAGUGAAGGGCCUGAAUGAGAAGGUUGCUGAAAGUCAGAAGGUCGAUGAAGCACUUCAAAGCACAAUAGCUGAACUUUCUGCUGCUCGGGAGGAGUUGGCACUUUCUAAAUCACUAGUACUGAAUUUGGAGAAAAGACUAAAUUCAAAAGGAGCUCUUAUUAAUGAACUGACUGAAGAGUUGGACCUGAAAAAGGCUUCAGAAUCCAAGGUGAAGGAAGAUAUCUCAACUCUUGAGAAUAUUUUUACUGCAACUAAAGAAGAUCUUCAAGCAAAGGUUUCUGAGUUGGAAGUUAUCAAGCAUAAACUAGACGAGGAAGUGAAAGCAAGGGAAUUGGUUGAAGCUGGGCUGAAGGCCCAACAAGAACAGGUCUCGAUUGUACGGGAAGAAUCAAGUAAAGUACUAAAAGAAAAAGAAGAUCGGAUGGCCUCCCUGAAGGAAGAAGUGAAGGGCCUGUAUGAGAAGGUUGCUGAAAAUCAGAAGGUCAAUGAAGCACUUCAAAGCAGAAUAGCUGAACUUUCUGCAGCUCAGGAGGAGUUGGCACUUUCUAAAUCACUAGUACUGAAUUUGGAGGAAAGACUUAAUUCAAAGGAAGCUCUUGUUAAUGAACUGACUGAAGAGUUGGACCUGAAAAAGGCUUCAGAAUCCAAGGUGAAGGAAGAUAUCUCAACUCUUGAGAAUAUUUUUACUGCAACUAAAGAAGAUCUUCAAGCAAAGGUUUCUGAGUUGGAAGUUAUCAAGCAUAAACUAGACGAGGAAGCGAAAGCAAGGGAAUUGGUUGAAGCUGGGCUGAAGGCCCAACAAGAACAGGUCUCGAUUGUACGGGAAGAAUCAAGUAAAGUACUAAAAGAAAAAGAAGAUCGAAUGGCCUCCCUGAAGGAAGAAGUGAAGGGCCUGUAUGAGAAGGUUGCUGAAAAUCAGAAGGUCAAUGAAGCACUUCAAAGCAGAAUAGCUGAACUUUCUGCAGCUCAGGAGGAGUUAGCACUUUCUAAAUCACUAGUACUGAAUUUGGAGGAAAGACUUAAUUCAAAGGAAGCUCUUGUUAAUGAACUGACUGAAGAGUUGGACCUGAAAAAGGCUUCAGAAUCCAAGGUGAAGGAAGAUAUCUCAACUCUUGAGAAUAUUUUUACUGCAACUAAAGAAGAUCUUCAAGCAAAGGUUUCUGAGUUGGAAGUUAUCAAGCAUAAACUAGACGAGGAAGUGAAAGCAAGGGAAUUGGUUGAAGCUGGGCUGAAGGCCCAACAAGAACAGGUCUCGAUUGUACGGGAAGAAUCAAGUAAAGUACUAAAAGAAAAAGAAGAUCGGAUGGCCUCCCUGAAGGAAGAAGUGAAGGGCCUGUAUGAGAAGGUUGCUGAAAAUCAGAAGGUCAAUGAAGCACUUCAAAGCAGAAUAGCUGAACUUUCUGCAGCUCAGGAGGAGUUGGCACUUUCUAAAUCACUAGUACUGAAUUUGGAGCAAAGACUUAAUUCAAAGGAAGCUCGUAUUAAUGAACUGACUGAAGAGUUGGACCUGAAAAAGGCUUCAGAAUCCAAGGUGAAGGAAGAUAUCUCAACUCUUGAGAAUAUUUUUACUGCAACUAAAGAAGAUCUUCAAGCAAAGGUUUCUGAGUUGGUAGAUAUGAAGCUGAAACUGGACGAGGAAGUGAAAGCAAGGGAAUUGGUUGAAGCUGGGUUGAAGGCCCAACAAGAACAGGUCUCCAUCGUACAGGAAGAAUUAAGUGAAGUACUAAAAGAAAAAGAAGCUCUAGAAACAGCCUUGGCAGAUCUCAACAGUAAUGCAGCACAGAUGAAAGAGUUGUGCAGCGAACUUGAAGAAAAAUUGAAGCUUUCAGAUGAGAAUUUCUGUAAAACUGAUUCUCUUUUGUCUCAGGCUCUGUCUAAUAAUGAGGAGCUUGAAAAGAAAUUGAAAUCUCUGGAGGCGCUCCGUAGUGAAUCUGGAGCCAUUGCAGCAACUGUUACUCAAAAGAAUAUUGAGCUGGAGAAUGUGCUUCGGGCUUCAAAUGAAGCAGCAGAAGACGCAAAAGUGAAACUGAGGGAGCUUGAGGCACGGUUUAUAGCAGCUGAGCAGAGGAAUGUGGAGCUUGAACAACAGUUAAAUUUGGUAGAACUAAAAGGCUUUGAAGCUGAGAAAGAAGUGAAGGAAUUCUCUGGGAAAAUAUCUGAACUUACCAUCAAGCUGGGAGCAGUUGAAGAAGAAAAGAAGCUACUGAACGAUCAAAUGCAGGAAUAUGAGGAGAAGGUAAAGCAGCUAGAAUCAACACUAGAUCAGUCAGCAAUGCAAAACUCAGAGCUUGCACAGGAGUUGAAGAUUGCGGUGGAGAAAAGUGCUCAACAUGAGGACCGAGCUAAUAUGAGUCAUCAGCGCAGCCUUGAGCUAGAGGAUCUGUUCCAGAUCUCUCAUUCCAAAUUAGAGGGUGCCGACAAGAAGGUCAAUGAGUUGGAGUUGUUGCUUGAAGCAGAGAAGUACAGGAUUCAGGAACUUGAAGAACAGAUAAGUAAAUUAGAAAAGAAGUGUGGGGAGGCAGAAGCUGAGUCCACUAGGUACUCUGAAAAGGUAACUGAACUUGCAUCCAAACUUGAGGCAUUCCAAGCUAGAACAUCCAGCCUUGAUAUUGCAUUGCAAAUAGCGAAUGAGAAGGAAAAGGAAUUGACAGGGUGCUUAAAUUUAGCAACAGAUGAGAAGAAAAAGUUAGAAGAGACAUCCCAAUACUCCAGUGAAAAGCUUGCUGAAGCAGAAAAUCUGGUGGAAAUCUUGAGGAGCGAUUUAAAUCUGACACAACAGAAGUUAGAAAGCAUUGAAAAUGAUCUUAAGGCUGCUGGUUUGAGAGAAAGUGAGGUAAUGGAAAAGCUCAAAUCUGCUGAAGAGCAACUAGAGCAACAUGUAAGAGUAUUAGAGCAAACUAGUGCAAGAAACUCAGAGCUUGAGUCAUUACAUGAAUCUCUAACAAGGGAUUCAGAGCUUAAGCUCCAAGAACUGAUGGAAAACUUGACCAACAAGGAUUCAGAGACGAAAUCUCUGUUUGAGAAACUUAAAUUGUUUGAAGAUCAGAUAAAGGUCUAUGAAGAACAGGUUGCUCGAGCAGCUGGAGAGUCUGCAGCUCUAAAAGAAGAACUGGAUCAGAGUUUAAUGAAACUGGCUUCGAUAGAAAGCACAAAUGAACAGCUGAGAAAAGAGAUACUGGAAGUAGAAAAUAAAGCUCUUCAGUCUUCAUCAGAGAAUGAAAUUGUAGUUCAGACAAACAUUCAGCUCGAGAGCAGAGUUGAUGAACUUCAAGAAUUGCUUAAUUCAGCUGUUUCUGAGAAGGAAGUAACUGCUCAAGAGAUUGCUUCUCAUCUGUACACAAUUAGAGAAUUAUCUGAUCAGCAUACAAGGGCCUCAGAACUUAGAGCUGAAGCUGAAGCCCGAAUUGUUGAAGCAGAAGCACGAUUACAUGAAGCUGUUGAGAAAUACACUAAAAAGGAAUUAGAAGCUAAUGACCUGAUUGAAAAGUUGAAUGUGCUUGAAGGCCAAAUUAAAACAUAUGAAAAACAAGCUCAUGAAGCUUCCACAAUUGCUGUAUCUCGAAAAGUUGAGGUGGAAGAGACUCUUCAAAAAUUAAAGCAGCUGGAAAGCUUUGUUGAGGAACUGCAAACCAAGUCAGCUCACUUUGAAAAGGAGAGUGGAGGACUAGCUGAGGCGAAUUUGAAGCUGACUGAGGAACUUGCCACUUAUGAGUCAAAACUUAGUGAUUUGGAGGGAAAACUGGCUGCAGCCCUGACAGAGAAAGAUGAAACAUCUGAACAACUUCACACUUCAAAGAAGGCUAUAGAAGAUUUAACACAGCAGAUUACUUCUGAAGGACAGAGAUUGCAAUCUCAGAUUUCUUCACUAAUGGAAGAGAAUAACCUGCUCAAUGAAACACAUCAGAAUACAAAGAUGGAACUUCAGUCUCUACUAUCACAGCUAGAAGAGCAAUUGAAAGAUGAAAAAGAAAAUGAGGAAUCUCUAAAAUUGGAGAUUAGAAAUCUCAAGGUCGAGAUUGCGGAGAGUUCCUUGGUGCAAAUUCGUGUCAAAGAACUUGAAGAACAGUUGGUGACAGUUGAAACUCAAUUGAAAGAAGAGGUUGAAAGUGUUAAGACAGCUGCCUCUGUAAGAGUGGCUGAAUUAACUUCAAAAUUAGAGGAUCAUGCACAAAAAAUCAGUGAUAGAGAUGUUAUCAAUGAACAGGUGCUUCAACUUCAAAGAGAUUUAGACCUCGCUCAAACAACCAUUGCUCAACAGAAAGAGGCAGAUUCUCAGAAAGAGUUGGAACGAGAAGCAGCUUUAAAGCAUUCACUUGAAGAGCUUGACGCCAAAAGGAAAGAAGCAUUACUUCGCGAGAAGCAGGUCAAAGAGUUAAAGGAUAAAUUGCAAGUGGCUGAAGCUAAAGUGAAGGGUGAUAGCAGUGCAGCCGAAAUGAAGGGUGGCGUAGAGGUGAAAUCCAGGGAUAUUGAUGGAUUAACUUUUUCAGCACCAUCAAAACGUAAGAGUAAGAGAAAGUCAGAAGCAGCUGCCUCCUCUUCCUCAUCAGUUACCCACACUGAGGCUUCUGCUUUGACAAGCUUAAAGUUCAUCAUGGGAGUAGCCUUUGUGUCCGUGAUCAUUGGUGUGAUUCUGGGCAAGCGUUAUUAGUUAGGGUUUUUUGUGUUUUUGCCCCCUUCGUUGAUUUUCGUUUGAAUUUUCCUUUUUCAUGCAAGUUAUGCACCGCAGAAUGGAAAGCUUUAUUUUUGUG